UAUCAAGUCUAGUAAAAUUGAACGAAAUUUUGAUGAAUAUGAAAGUUAUACAAUAUUGGAAUCCUUCUUUAAGGAAAUUGUUGAUUCUCGAACUGGAGAUUGGUCUUGAUGAAUGACCUUAGAACAACAAGAAAAGACAAUUAUGGAUUUAAGAAAAACUUUAUUGGCCAUGAGAAGAGCUGCAGUUCUUACAACAAGUGAAUAUGAAAAGAAAAACAGAGAACUUGAAGAAGCUUUACGUCUCGGUGAAAGAUCACCAAGUCCAUCAACUCUGGAAAAGAGAGAAUUGCAGAUGGAUGAUAUUGAAAAUAGUACUUUCAAUGCCAUUUCCUUAUUUGAUCAUAAAUUAGAUCAAGCUUAUGCAGAAGUCGAAGCUGCAGUAUCAGCAGGAACUCUUGGAACUUCUGGUCAACUGGGAACGCAAUUCAUAUCUCUUUGACGAUGAUGCAGCUUACUUCUCUUCACUAUUGUUUGCAAGUCCAAUGAAUACUGGUAAUAAUAGUGCAAAUUUCUUAAGACCACCAAUACCUCCCGCUUGGUUAAAUCUUCAACCACGU
Molecule: messenger RNA, 557 nt
Organism: Rhizophagus irregularis DAOM 181602=DAOM 197198
Lineage: Eukaryota; Fungi; Glomeromycota; Glomeromycetes; Glomerales; Glomeraceae
Source: RefSeq, a predicted model, not a curated record